AUGACGAAGAAUGUAUUGAUGUUACAUGGGCUUGCACAGUCAGGUGACUACUUUGCCUCUAAGACAAAGGGGUUCCGUACUGAAAUGGAAAAGUUAGGGUACAAACUCUACUAUCCCACCGCACCAAAUGAAUUUCCCCCAGCUGAUGUUCCUGACUUCUUAGGUGAGGUAAUUGCUGAUGCACCUGGUGACGGUGAGAACACCGGUGUGCUUGCAUGGCUAGAAGAUAAUCCUUCCACCGGCGGCUACUUCAUACCACAGACGACAAUCGACUAUUUACACAGCUAUGUGCUCGAAAAGGGGCCUUUUGCGGGUAUUGUAGGAUUUAGUCAGGGCGCUGGUGUUGCUGGAUAUCUUGCAACAGACUUCAACGGUUUGUUGGGGAUUACAGCAGAGGAACAGCCACCAUUAGAGUUUUUCAUGGCGUUCAGUGGCUUCAGGUUCCAACCACAACAGUAUCAAGAACAGUAUGACCUGCAUCCAAUAUCGGUUCCAUCUCUACAUGUGCAAGGCGAACUCGACACUAUCACAGAGCCGAUCAAAGUGCAAGGCUUGUACAACUCUUGCACGGAAGACUCCCGCACUUUACUAAUGCACUCCGGGGGCCACUUCGUACCUAAUUCAAGAGGAUUUUUGAGAAAAGUGGUCCAAUGGCUCCAACAGUUGGCCUGA
Saccharomyces paradoxus is the source of this 672-nucleotide messenger RNA. RefSeq names its product putative serine hydrolase (gene FSH2). The record is from RefSeq and is a predicted model, not a curated record. Bases 1 to 672 code for a protein of 223 amino acids. The transcript has a single exon. Gene Ontology annotation, cellular component: nucleus; cytoplasm. NCBI's taxonomy places the organism in Eukaryota, Fungi, Ascomycota, Saccharomycetes, Saccharomycetales, Saccharomycetaceae.